Molecule: messenger RNA, 4306 nt
Organism: Hirundo rustica (Barn swallow)
Lineage: Eukaryota; Metazoa; Chordata; Aves; Passeriformes; Hirundinidae
Gene: ADD2
Product: adducin 2
Exons: 15
Coding region: 25-2148 (707 amino acids)
Biological process (GO): barbed-end actin filament capping
Cellular component (GO): plasma membrane; cytoskeleton; postsynaptic density
Molecular function (GO): actin filament binding
Source: RefSeq, a predicted model, not a curated record
AGGAUGCUCUGAGGAGGAGGAAGGAUGAGCACGGCCGCCAGCCCCGAGCCCCUGCCCGAGCCCCCCGCCCCCGGGCCCCGCUGCACCCCCCAGGAGGAGCCCGGCUUCCUGCGGGAGCGGAGCGGCGCCGGGGACCUGCGCCAGGACUUCAACCUCAUGGAGCAGAAGAAGCGGGUGACAAUGAUCCUGCAGAGCCCGUCCUUCCGGGAGGAGCUGGAGAGCCUGAUCCAGGAGCAGAUGAAGAAGGGGAACAACUCGUCCCACGUGUGGGCACUGCGGCAGAUCGCUGACUUCAUGGCCACCACGUCCCCUGCCGCCCUGCCCACCUCCCCCAUGGGGCUGGCGUCGGUCACCCCCAUCAACGACCUGCACGGGACGGAGGGGCCGGCGCUGGCCAAGGGCGAGCGGCUGAUGCGCUGCAAGGUGGGCAGCAUCCACCGGCUGCUGGACCUGUACGGCUGGGCACAGCUGGGACACGCUGCUGUCACUCUGCGGGUCAGCAAAGAGCAGGAGCACUUCUUGGUGGCCCCGCAGGGGCUGGCGUGCAGCGAGGUGACAGCGGCCAGCCUGGUGAAGGUGAACGUUCUGGGGGCCGUGGUGGAGCAGGGCAGCACCGGCAUCAGGCCCGACGCUCGCAGCUUCAGCCUGCACGCCGCGAUCUACGCCGCACGCCCCGACAUCCGCUGCAUCGUGCGGCUGCACACCCCCGCUGCUGCCGCUGUGUCGGCCAUGCGCUGUGGGCUCCUGCCCAUCUCCCGUGCCGCUCUUCUCCUGGGGGAUGUCGCCUACUUCGACUUCCGUGGGGAGGUGGAGGAUGAGGCUGAUCGUGUGGAGCUCCAGAAGUGCCUCGGGCCUACCUGCAAGAUCCUGGUGCUGCGGAACCAUGGGGUGCUGGCACUGGGGGACACGGCAGAGGAGGCCUUUUACAGCAUCUUCCACCUGCAGGCGGCCUGCGAGGUCCAGGUGUCGGCGCUGGCGAGCGCAGGCGGCGCGGAGAACCUGAUUGUGCUGGAGCGGGCGCAGCAGCGUGUGCCUCACGGCCUGGGCGCCGUGCGCCGCGCCGGCACCACCUUCGGGCCCCUGCACAAGAGCCGCCUGGGCGAGCACGAAUUCGAGGCUCUCAUGAGGAUGCUGGACAACCUGGGAUACCGUACGGGCUACACGUACCGCUACCCCUUCGUGCAGGAGAAGAGCAAGCCCAAGAGCGACGUGCUGAUCCCUGCCACCGUGACGGCCUUCGUGUUCGAGGAGGAGCCCGCCGGGACCCCUGCCCUGCGCCAGCACGCCCAGAAGCAGCAGAAGGAGAAGACGAGGUGGCUCAACACCCCCAACACCUACACCAGGGUCAACCUGGCUGAGGAGCCGCAGGGCAGCGCUGGCAGCCAGAGGACAAAGACCACGUGGCUGCGAGCAGACGAGGUGGAGAAGGGCAGCAGUGGGACGCCCAUCCGCAUUGAGAACCCCAACCAGUUCGUGCCACUCUACACGGACCCACAGGAGGUGCUGGAGAUGCGCAACAAGAUCCGGGAGCAAAACCGCCAGGAUGUGAAGUCCGCUGGGCCUCAGUCCCAGCUGCUGGCCAGUGUCAUCGCCGAGACCAGCCGCAGCCCCUCCACUGAGAGCCACUUGGGGGAUGCAGAGGCCAAGGAGGGCCAGGAAGAGGCUCCCCCAGAGGCAGAGCCCCCCAACCCCUUCAGCCAGCUCACGGACCAGGAGCUGGAGGAGUACAAGCAGGAGGUGGAGAGGAAGAAAUGCCUGCAGGGCGAGAAGGACACGGCAGCAGAGGAGAGUGGGGCUCCUCCUCCAGAACCACCCCCUCCAGAGCCCCCGGAGCCCGUGGAGCCCACAGAGGGUGAUAAGAAAGCCAAUGGCCAAGCCACCCCUGAUUCCACUGCCAAGAAGGAGGCACCAGCAGUGGUGAAUGGGAAGGAUGAAGAGCAAAGCACUGAGGAAAACGUUGGAAAAGGGGAAACAGACCGGACAACUACCAAUGCUGACCAGGAUGCCCCCAAGGAGAAGGAGACAGUGACCAGCAACCCUGUGUCCCCUGACGGUUCACCCUCCAAAUCACCCUCCAAAAAGAAGAAGAAAUUCCGGACCCCAUCUUUCUUGAAAAAAGGCAAAAAGAAGGAAAAGAUUGAAUCAUGAGUCUCACAAGGCCUCACGUGUGGCCAUCCCAGGGAUCCCCAGGAUCUCUGAGACCAGGAGCGCUGGGGCGGGGGCAGCUCCUGCCUCGUGCGUCUGGCCGAGGUGCGGCCCAAAACCCCCAAAAUCCGGCUGUUUUCUGGGUCCUCCUGGCACAAGGCAUCUCAUCCCCCUUGUCACCCACCCCUGGAGGCAGUCACCGAGCUUAGAGAAACUGUGGUCCCCAUUUGGGGAAAUUCCCGCUGCAUCUCCCUCCCCCCUUUCCCUCCUGGGCUCCGGCCCCUUCCCACCAUGGGCCUAGGGUUGAAUUUUCUCCACCAGAGCCCAGGUCUGCUUGAUUUGAGGAAGAAAAGAGUGUGUUGUGGUUAUUUCUUCACCUUCUGUUUCAAGCUCUGCUGGAAUGGCGCUGGCUUCAUCCCCAGGGAAAACUGUCCAUCGCUUUGCCUGGAGAAUGGGAUCGAUCUGAAGGCGGGGGAUUGCUUUUCCUGAAGGAGAAGCUGAGAUUUUUCCUUCCUGGAUUGUAAUCUUCCUCUCCUUGGGAUAAAGAACCACUUCAUCCCUUUCUCCUGGUACUCCCACCCCGUGUUUUCCCCACCCACAGAAGAGCAGCAGGAUUCCCCACCACUGGAAGAGCCCCCACCUCACUUGCACGACCCGCACCUGGGAAAAUAGGGGAAAAAAAACCCUCUGGGAAUUGUCUGUGUUAUUUAAAACUGAGCAAAACUCACUCACUAAGUGCUACUUCGGGAUGAACACACGCUGCUAAUUCCCGCCGGCCUCUGCUCACAGUGACCCCGUCCACGCCGGAUCCCUGCUUUUCCCAGCUCUGGAUUCCCAGCACAAGUUCAGUCCUUCUUGGCGUUCCCUUCCCUCCCAGCAUUACAACCUCCUGGCCAACCCCUUCCCAGGAAGAGCUCCAGCCAUGCUGAUGUUCCCCACAGCCAUUCCAGCGCCGGGAUUUGGGGAUAAAUCAAUGGAAUCAGCCCCCCAUCCUCCCAAUUUCCUGGGGUGCUCACCCUGAGCCUUUCUGCAUCCAUGGAGCCCUGUCCAGGAAGUCUGGAAUGCCCCAGAACCCCAUUUGGGAUUUCUUUGCCCCAGGAGGAUUUUCCCACGUGCCAUCACUGUGGUUUCAAACCUUUUCACUGCUGUGAAACCGCUCCUGGGGGUUGGAUUCCCUCUGGAAGAGCAGGAAGCCCAUGGAACAGGGGGUGCAGGAAGCAGCAGAGAGACCCCAGACAGGGAUCUUGUCAGAGCUCCAUGGUCAACCUGACCCCACAGGUCCCCAUCCCACUCCUGCAGGAUGGGGGGCACUCUGAGCCCCUAACCCCCCUCGGUGCCCCCAGCCCUGUCACUGGGGGGUGUGUUCCUCACUGCCACUGGUUUUAAGGCUCUUUGAGGCCAUUUUUGUCCCUGGGCCUGUUUGCUCUGGGUGACCCAGGACAGCAGAGCCUGCAGAGACAGCUGUGUCACCUCCCCAGGGUAGCACUGUCACACCUGGGGUCAAUUCCUGAAUGACAGCACUGCCACACCCCCAGCCCAACCUGGGGGCUCCCCCAGGGGUUUUGUCCCCCCUUUGUCCCUGAAGGUCUGUCCCCAAGGCCUUUGUCACUCCUUUUUCCAAGAGCCACUGGCUUUGCAGGGGACCCUGGGAUUGAUUUCCCCCUCCAUGAAAUUCUGGGGAGUUUCAGGUAGAAAGGGACGAAGGCUCCAGUGCCACCAUCAUCACAACAAUGAUGUCCUGGGUGCACAGCUGGAAGGAAACAGAAUCAAGAUCACAUCCCAGGACCACCCUUUGGGUAAUUCCCCCACCUCACCUCGCUGCCUCGCCCUCCCCUCACUCCAGCAAGGCUCAGGGUGGCGGGGUCUCUGCAGGGGAAGGCAGGGAGAGGGCAAAUCCCUGACCCGGCACCUCCACAUCUGCACCUCCGCUGGAAAAGAGAGGCUGAUCCCAUGUUGGCAAGGGGGAAGGGCGAAUCCAGCUGCACUCAGCUCCCCUCCUCCCAGCUGGGGCUGCCCAGGAAGGCCCGGCUGGCGGAGGGAGGGGGUGCUGAACCGCCCGGGACGCCACCGGGAGGAGGCCGGGGUGUGAAAUGUCCCCGCGUGUGACAAUCGCGGCCGGGAGCGCGUGGAACGCCGGUGUAAAUAAACCCUGUGUUUGGCA